This is a messenger RNA of Ilex paraguariensis (yerba mate), 995 nucleotides long. NCBI's taxonomy places the organism in Eukaryota, Viridiplantae, Streptophyta, Magnoliopsida, Aquifoliales, Aquifoliaceae. The record is from the annotation of a GenBank genome assembly.
AGAGAGAGAGAGAGAGAGAGGUGAUCAUUUCUUUGCGUUUGAUCAUUCAUGGUUUCCUUUCACACACCCAGCUUACCAAGUCGAAGAAAGAUAAUUCAAGGGUUGGAGGAUUCAAUGAAGAAGAGGAAACGAGAGGAGGGGGAUGAUUCAAAAGCUGAAGAGGUGUUUGAAAAGCCUCAAAAUCCCAAAAGCAUGAAAUAUAUAUUCAACACUGAGAUUAACCUCGAGACUCCAUUGCCUUUGGAGUGGCAGCGUUGCCUGGACAUCAAGUCUGGGCUAAUAUACUACUACAACACAACAACCUUAAAAAGGACAUCAAGGGAUCCAAGGGCAAGUCCAGAGCCACCAAGUCCAGGCCACAUGAGCUUAGACCUAGAGCUUAACCUACCAUGCGGAUCAGUUGAAAAGAACCCUAUUCCCAACAAAAAUUUCAACCGUAAUUUUGGUAGCAACAGCCACUCAAACAUUUCCGGUGAUCAGUUCCUGACCUCCAGCAGAAAUAAUCAGAACUCCGGCGGGUUUCCAUCGUGGUUAACCUUUGAUCAAGGGGAUCACCAAGAGAUGGUGACGGCUGUGUGCAAGAACUGUCACAUGUUGGUGAUAAUGUGCAAGUCCUCUCCUUCAUGUCCAAAUUGCAAAUUUGUUCACCCACCAGACCACAGCCCUCCUAACCUGUUCAAGAAAAGAUUAAGUCUCCUACAUGAAGGAUUGCCUAAUGUUUAGGUAUUUACCAUCACUUUGUUUCUGUACACCUGACGCUGCUUUUCAGAUCCCGAAAUGAUAGGAAACUCGUAUGGUAGAUGUUGUAAUUAUUUCAAUUUGUGCUCUCUAGAAAAUUAGAAGCCUUACUUGGGUAACUUCUGUUCUUCCCCCUUUUCCUGAGAAAAAUGAGUGUGUUUGUUCAAUGGAGAGAAAGGAAAACAAACUGACUGAUUUAUGUAAAAAUAUAUAUAAUACAAGCAAAUAUAUAUCCUAUAAUGAUAUGUGUAAAUAAG